AUGACGACUUCUAACUGUGCGGUCGAGCUGCAACCGCUGCAGAUUCCUGCACCGACAAAGCAGGUAGACUACGACCACAAGGCAGGCCGUCCGGAAUCCUUUGCCGGCAACGGCCAGAGACUGGUAGACGAGUGCGCAACGCCAGACGAUGCUCCGCCAGGUGCCGUCUCGGCGCUGCAACGAUGGAACCAUCCUCGCGGCAACGUAUCUCGUGUUGCUGCGUGUUUCUGGUGCUUUCUGGUCAUGGGAGCCAACGACGCUGCCUAUGGACCUCUUCUCCAAUCUCUCAUCAGCUACUACGAUCUGACUUAUACUGUCGUCUCGCUCGUCUUCCUCUCCCCGGUUGUAGGCUAUAUUAGUUCGGCGCUGCUCAACAAUCACCUGCAUCUCAAGAUUGGCCAGCGCGGUAUCGCCAUCUUGGGCGGUUUGAGCCACAUUCUCGCGUACAUCGUCAUUGCGACGCACCCGCCCUUUGUCGCGCUCGUGUUUGCCUUUAUGCUGGCGGGCUUCGGCAACGGCAUCUACGACGCAGCGUGGAACGCAUGGGUGGGAAAUCUCGACAAGUCCAGCGAGCUGCUGGGCUUCUUGCACGCCUUUUAUGGAAUUGGCGGUGUGAUAAGCCCUUUCAUCUCGACGGCCAUGAUAACCAAGGGUGGCCUCUCUUGGUAUGCGUUCUACUAUAUAAUGAUCGGCAUCGCCGGAGUUGAAUUAGUCUCUCUAACAGCAGCAUUCUGGAAAUCCACUGGGCCUGUUUACCAAGCCGCCUAUAAAGAGUCUCAACAAACACAGAUCAGACAUGAGACUGGCCUUGGCGAAGCUCUGUUUAAGAAGCCAGCGGCACGUGUAUCUUGGGUCUCUGCGCUCUUCCUGCUGUUGUAUGUUGGUGUAGAAGUUGCUCUUGGAGGUUGGAUCGUGACUUUUAUGAGCAAAGUUCGCAAGCAAGACGACUUUUCCAGUGGAAUGUCGGCAGCUGGCUUCUGGCUUGGCAUUACGUUUGGCCGUGCGAUACUGGGCUUUGUGACCCCCAAGAUUGGUGUCAAGCUGGCCAUGUCGAUAUACAUUGGCUGCGCCGCUGCACUUGAGCUCAUUUUCUGGCUUGUGCCCCAAUUCAUCGUUUCUGCCGUUGCCGUUUCGCUACAGGGCUUCUUCCUUGGCCCCAUGUUUCCCGGUGUUGUUUUGGUUGCCAGUAAGCUGCUCCCUAAGCACCUGCAUGUAGUCGUUAUUGGUUUUGCCGCAGCCUUCGGCGGAUGCGGUGCAGCCAUUUUGCCAUUCGUGACAGGUCUGCUGGUGCAGGGAUCCGGCCCGACCGUACUGCAACCGAUCAUUCUUGCCCUGUUGGUGGUGAUGCUCGUUGUUUGGCUGCUUCUGCCGCGAAUCGACAAGAAGCGCGACUAA
This is a messenger RNA of Beauveria bassiana ARSEF 2860, 1395 nucleotides long. Its product is annotated as MFS transporter, putative. Bases 1 to 1395 code for a protein of 464 amino acids. Lineage: Eukaryota; Fungi; Ascomycota; Sordariomycetes; Hypocreales; Cordycipitaceae. The record is from RefSeq and is a predicted model, not a curated record. The transcript has 5 exons. Gene Ontology annotation, molecular function: transmembrane transporter activity. Gene Ontology annotation, cellular component: membrane. Gene Ontology annotation, biological process: transmembrane transport.